Messenger RNA from Hirundo rustica (Barn swallow), 2102 nucleotides. RefSeq names its product zinc finger CCHC-type containing 17 (gene ZCCHC17). Bases 213 to 860 code for a protein of 215 amino acids. The record is from RefSeq and is a predicted model, not a curated record. Gene Ontology annotation, molecular function: RNA binding. The transcript is spliced from 8 exons. NCBI's taxonomy places the organism in Eukaryota, Metazoa, Chordata, Aves, Passeriformes, Hirundinidae. Gene Ontology annotation, biological process: RNA stabilization.
UCUCGGCGUGAGGGGGAAUGGCGGCGGCGGGCGGGGUAGCUUGAGGCGAUGGUCGUGAGUUGGUGUCGCUGCGGCGGGCGCUAACGAGCCCCCACCGCCCCGCGGGCUGCGGGAAGAGCCGUGUUGUCCCACCGCGCCGGUCCGGCGUCCUGGAGAGGAAAUGCGAUAGCGUGGGGUGAAUCCAGCUGCCUGGCACGGGGCCUUUGGAGGGGAUGGAGCCGCUCCCCGAGCUCUACUCGAUCUUCCAGGGCGAGGUUGCUGCAGUGACAGAUUAUGGAGCAUUCAUCAAAAUCCCAGGCUGCAGGAGACAAGGCCUUGUCCACAGGACUCAGCUGUCCUCGUGCCGCGUGGACAAACCCGCCGAGAUCGUGGACGUUGGGGACAAGGUCUGGGUGAAGCUCAUUGGCAAAGAGAUGAAGGAUGAGAAACUGAAGCUCUCCCUGUCCAUGAAGGUUGUGCACCAAGGCACGGGGAAAGACCUGGAUCCCAACAACGUUUCCCUUGAUCAGGAUGAGAGGAAGAAACGCACCUUCAGGGACUACACGAGCCAGAAGAUCACGCUGGAGGCUGUCCUGAACACGGUGUGCAAGAAAUGUGGCUGCAAAGGAGUGUGUGUGACAUCCUGUCCUGCCUUCAGCCCUCACAUCCUGAGAAAGUUUCCCAAGCUCUGGAAUGAAAUCGUGGUUGUGAAGGAGAAGAAGAAGAAGAAGAAGCACAAGGCCCAGCAGUCCUCGGAGUCAGACUCGGAGAGCUCGGCCUCGGACAGCGAUGGAGCUCAGCCCUCCAGCAAGAGGCACAAGCGCUCUGGGAAGCCCAGCAAGGCUGGCAAGAAGAAGAAGAAGAAGAAGCACAAAAAGUAGCGCUGGGAUGAGCGGGGCAGGCAGGGCUGCAGCCACGGGGCAGCCAGCGGGGAUCAGCACCUCUCCUGCUCCGGGGACAGGGAAUUGCCUUCUCAGAGCGCCACGGGUGCGUGGCAUUGCAGGUGUUGACCUUGCCACAGAGGACUGAGCUGUCCUGUGUCACCUCGGGCACAGGCUGCCCCUGGUUCCACAGCUGCUGCCAGCGCGGGCUCAUGACGCUCUGCAGGCACCGCUGCCGUCCCACAGCCUCGUGUCCUGCGGGAGCUGCUGCCAGCUCCUGUGACCGCCCGUGACAGCAGCCCUGUCCUGCAGUGGUGCAGGUGGCACUGCCAGGCACUGCCAGGCCUGCACCGUGCUCCUGUGACAGCCGGUGACAGCAGCCCUGUCCUGCAGUGGUGCGGGUGGCACUGCCAGGCCUGCACCGUGCUCCUGUGACAGCCGGUGACAGCAGCUGUGUCCUGCAGUGGUGCAGGUGGCACUGCCAGGCCUGCACCAUGCUCCAGUGACAGCAGCUGUGUCCUGCAGUGGUGCAGGUGGCACUGCCAGCCCUGCACUGUGCUCCUGUGACAGCAGCCCUGUCCUGCAGUGGUGCGGGUGGCACUGCCAGGCACUGCCAGCCCUGCACCGUGCUCCUGUGACAGCCGGUGACAGCAGCCCUGUCCUGCAGUGGUGCGGGUGGCACUGCCAGGCACUGCCAGGCCUGCACCAUGCUCCUGUGACAGCAGCCCUGUCCUGCAGUGGUGCGGGUGGCACUGCCAGGCACUGCCAGGCCUGCACCAUGCUCCUGUGACAGCAGCUGUGUCCUGCAGUGGUGCAGGUGGCACUGCCAGCCCUGCACCGUGCUCCUGUGACAGCUGGUGACAGCAGCCCUGUCCUGCAGUGGUGCAGGUGGCACUGCCAGCCCUGCACCGUGCUCCUGUGACAGCCGGUGACAGCAGCCCUGUCCUGCAGUGGUGCAGGUGGCACUGCCAGCCCUGCACCGUGCUCCUGUGACAGCAGCCCUGUCCUGCAGCGGUGCGGGUGGCACUGCCAGGCCCACACCGUGCCCGGGACAGGGGUUGGUGCUGCUGGGCUCCACAAGCCCCUGGCACAGAGCUGUGCCCCGGCUCCCUGGGUCUCUGCAAACACUGGGAGUGGAGGAGCAAGGAGCAAAUGGGGGAGUGGAGAUACUGGGAGUAAACAUGAACCGUGCAGUGUUUGCUGCCUCGGAAAGGGAUGGAAAAUAAAUCUCUGCCCUCCCCA